AUGCAUCCUUAUAAGAGCGAGGUGGAGGGAGAAACAGGAAGGAAAGCGGAAGUGAACGCAAAGGCAGAAACGGAAAUGAUGCAAACGGAAAUGAUGCAGCCAGGAGUCCUUGAAUGCCUGCGGCUGGAGGCCUGUCGGGGCAAGACUGAGCUGCCUGUUAGAGCCUUCGGAGGGAGUUUGGCCCUGCCAACCCCACAACCUGCCCAUUUCCAGGAGCUGGGCCUCAGGCUGCUCAGCAGGAAGCUGCUGUUUUUCAAGCCUCCAUCGCAGGCUUCCCACCGAGGAAAGACGCGUUUCCGCUGCUCCCCGAGCCCAUGGCGCCUUCCCCCCCGCGCUCUCUCUGAGGAGGCUCUGCCCUCCGUCCGCCAUGGCCACCCCCAGUGCCAGGAGGCUCGCCGCCACAGACAGAGCUCAGUCUGUCGUGAGAGCAGCUGGCGAGGGUCCGAGCGCCCUGCAGGGACCCCAGGCCCGGCGGGGCCUCUGACUGGCCGCGCGGCGCUCCAGCCCCUCCGCUCGGGCAGACAGUGCCCUGAGCAGGAAGCUCUCCACAGUGACCGUCGGAAGUGA
Molecule: messenger RNA, 567 nt
Organism: Rangifer tarandus platyrhynchus (Svalbard reindeer)
Lineage: Eukaryota; Metazoa; Chordata; Mammalia; Artiodactyla; Cervidae
Source: the annotation of a GenBank genome assembly